AUGGAUAGCAUUGCACCAAUGAAAAAAAACACAUUAACUCUCAUGACUAGUUACCCAUUGGAGUUCAUCAACCUCACAAUGUGUGGGUCGAAGAAAUCAAGGGAAAACAGAGAACUUGCUAGCAUUCAGGAUAUUGGAGGGAAGCCAGCAUCAUCCAUAGUCACUGCGUCCAGGGAACAUCCGUUAUGCUGCAGUCAGUGGGGGGACAAACUCUCAGUGUUUACUGAAAGCUUAUCAGAUAAACUUGCGUUGGAAGGUAUUGUGGUGAAUUGUGCUGAGUGUAGACCUGCCGCUAGUGAAAACUACAUGCAAAUGAAGAGAAAACAGAUUGAAGAAUCUUCCAAACCAAAGAGGCAAUCACAACAGAAAGAAAAGGCAGUAACAACAAAUUACAGACCAUUGUCAAAUCAUCAAUACAAUAUUUAUCUGAAAGAAAUUCUGAGAGACAUUGGAAUUUACAACAUGAAAGGAACUCACAAAGGAACACAUCGUAGAUGAAGCCAGAAUUCAGACAUUAUCAGGGAGAAGACAAGAGCGACUAGAAAAACCCAGAGCCACCAUACAACAACUGGGAGGAGCCAUGCGUUACAGGCCCAGGGCAAACAUUUUCCAAAAUCCCACUCACUGUGCACUGCUAGAAUAAUGCUUCUGUGUGAGCUGUGUGUCUGUACAGUCAGAAGGUGAUAUUCUGAUAUCUAAUGCUUGCUGAGAAUGCGGUGGGAACUGGAAUUUAUAAGAUGAAAUAUUAUAUUUUUCCAUUUCAAACAAGCGUUCCAUUGGGCAAAUACACUGGUAUAUGUACUUGCACAUAGCAAGCAGUUUAUUCUAAACAACCAUGUGUGUCUUCAACCAGAAAACAACUGUAGGUGUUUAAAGCUUCCUAAAGGAUUGUUCAUAGAGCCACGCUUGAUUUGGAGAAAAAUAAAACUUUGUCUAUUUUCCCCUUGAAAUUGUGUAAGUUCCACUGGAACAAAGUGUAAGUUUUGCUAGGCAAUUCUUUAUUCAGAGUACAACAAGUAUAUUUUCUUCUUAACUUCUAUAAGCUAAAGCUUAGUUUCAUUAUAUCUGUGUGAUGUAAAAAAAAUGUUGUAUUCCAAUAUUGUGUGCUCUACGGUUUUAUAACAUUGGUUCUUAAUAAAAAAUGAAAAAUAA
Xenopus laevis (African clawed frog) is the source of this 1152-nucleotide messenger RNA. RefSeq names its product general transcription factor IIF subunit 2-like (gene gtf2f2.L). The transcript has 6 exons. Gene Ontology annotation, biological process: transcription by RNA polymerase II; transcription initiation at RNA polymerase II promoter. Gene Ontology annotation, cellular component: transcription factor TFIIF complex. The record is from RefSeq and is a predicted model, not a curated record. The coding region runs from base 1 to 498 and encodes 165 amino acids. Lineage: Eukaryota; Metazoa; Chordata; Amphibia; Anura; Pipidae.